This is a messenger RNA of Calidris pugnax (ruff), 1817 nucleotides long. It is a transcript of the gene NEK3, whose product is annotated as NIMA-related kinase 3. The record is from RefSeq and is a predicted model, not a curated record. The coding region runs from base 246 to 1718 and encodes 490 amino acids. The transcript is spliced from 15 exons. Gene Ontology annotation, biological process: protein phosphorylation. Gene Ontology annotation, molecular function: ATP binding; protein kinase activity. Lineage: Eukaryota; Metazoa; Chordata; Aves; Charadriiformes; Scolopacidae.
UCCUCCUCGACCCUCCGCCCCCAGCCCUACCCGGGGGAGGCUGAGGGAGCCCGACCCGGUAGUGGAGGAAGCGCCGGGCAUUGCCCAAGAGGGCCUUUCCUCAGGCCUCGGGCGGUUUGCGCGGCCCCUCUGAGAUUAUGUUAACAGUAAAUUUCAGGAAGUGAAUCAAGGUCAUGACAAAGUUUAGAAGAUAAUCUGUGAAAGAGAGUGUUUGAAGAGAAGUGUUGGAGCUAGGCUUAUAAAGAAUGGAAGAGUACGAAGUGCUGAAAGUACUAGGAGAGGGCUCCUUUGGCAGAGCUCUCCUAGUUCAUCAUAGAAUCAGUGACCAGAAGUAUGCAAUGAAGGAAAUAAGACUUCCCAUGGUAAGCAUGACAUGUACAUCACCUCACCCACCACUUAAAAAAAAAAAAAAAGAAAUUAAUCAUAAUUCUGCUGAUGGACAUCUGUAUAUAGUGAUGGAAUAUUGUGAUGAUGGAGAUCUAAUGCAAAAGAUUAAACACCAAGGAGGAAAAUUGUUCCCUGAAGAUACGAUCCUUCACUGGUUUGUGCAGAUGUGCCUGGGUGUGAAGCACAUUCAUGAUAAACGUGUGUUGCACAGGGAUAUCAAAUCCAAGAAUGUCUUCCUCACUCAAAGUGGAAAAGUCAAACUGGGAGAUUUUGGAUCUGCGCGCCUUCUUGCACACCCAGUGUCGUACGCUUGCACGUAUGUGGGGACUCCUUAUUACGUACCUCCAGAAAUAUGGGAAAGCCUGCCAUACAACAACAAAAGUGAUAUCUGGUCUCUGGGAUGCAUCUUGUAUGAGCUGUGCACUCUUAGACAUCCGUUUCAAGCCAAGAGCUGGAAGCAUCUCAUCCUUAAGAUAUGCAAAGGAUCCUACAAUCCACUACCAUCUCAUUAUUCCUAUGAACUUCAUUACUUAAUAAAACAGAUGUUUAAAAGAAAUCCCAAGAAUCGUCCAUCAGCCAGUACUAUUCUUGCAAGAAGUUGUUUAACCAGACUUAUCAAAAAUUAUUUGCCUUCUGAGAUGACAAAUGAGUUUGGGCAGGUAUUUAAGGAAACCAAGAAACAUGAAGGCAAUACAGCAAGACCAAAGGGUGGUGUCACGGCUGGUGGAAGCUCAAAUAAUAAGAAAGAAAAUAAGCAAAGUAAAGAUGAAAGCAAGCAUAGUCCCUUAGAAAGGAAAAAUAAUACUAAGGAUUUGAGUGAAAGCACAAAGGAACGAAGAAAAUCUGAUGAAGAGGUAGAAACUUCUGCCGUCCUCCCAGGAAUUACUGAUUUGUCACAUCCCCAUAGGAGACAAUGGGAAAAAAGGAUACCUGGUUCUGUAGUGGGUGUCCUGGAAAAUGCGUCCUUGCUUUCUUCUAGUUUUACAUCUGAAGAAGCUAAAAGUGGCUGUGUUAUAAACUACAGUGAAAAUAAGCCACGUAAGCAGUGGAACAAGGAGGCUCCUCAGACCCUGAUGAACAUUCUCAGUAAUGCUGAUGUCAGCUUAGCAUUUAAAACAUACACAAUUUAUAAACCAGCUUCUGGAAAUCUAUUAAGAGGUCCACUUUCCAAUGAAACUGAAGCAUCUGAUGAAGUAGAUGGUGAACAUGAAGCUAUUGUCAUAGAUUCUGAGAGACUUGAGCCUAGAUCUGAUGAAGAUGACACGGACUUUGAGGAAGAUGACCCAGACUGGGUGUCGGAACUGGAAAUGGUAUUGAAACACAGUGACUGAAAACUUGAAUUUGCCUACAAUAAAUGAAGUUAGACUUGCCAGUAUUUAUAAUCUAAAUCGUUGUUGCUAAUAGUUGUAGUUAUUAAUAAAAUUAUUUCA